This is a messenger RNA of Lasiodiplodia theobromae, 1647 nucleotides long. Its product is annotated as Red-like protein. Gene Ontology annotation, biological process: mRNA splicing, via spliceosome. NCBI's taxonomy places the organism in Eukaryota, Fungi, Ascomycota, Dothideomycetes, Botryosphaeriales, Botryosphaeriaceae. Gene Ontology annotation, cellular component: nucleus. The record is from RefSeq and is a predicted model, not a curated record. The transcript has 2 exons. The coding region runs from base 1 to 1647 and encodes 548 amino acids.
AUGAACAACCAGGACUUCAAGAACUUGCUACGGAGUUCCUCGUCGCAGGAUGCCACCCCGCGCGCUGCUGCCGCCACGCCUGCCGCUCGGGCCUCGCUGGGCUCGCGCCAGCGCUCCAGCAUCCCCAUGACUCCCCGUACGGUGAGGGGCGGUGGCCCGGGCCUCGACUUUCAGCGGCAGCUCGCCGAGCAGCGCGCCGGUGAGCAACGACCGGUCAAGAAGUUCAAGUCAUCCGCCGCGCCCAAGGGCUCGAGGCUCGCCGCCGGCUACACGGACCGCGCCAAGGCGCGUGUGGAGGACGACGACGACGACAACGAUGCUGGUGCCGGCGACGACCGCGCCCGCCGCAUCAAGGCGCUCGAGGAGAGCUUCAAGCUCGGCCAAAUCGACCAGACAACUUUCGAGAAGCUCCGCGACGAGAUCACCGCCGGCGAUGUCACCGCCACCCACCUAGUCAAAGGCCUGGAUCGGAAACUGCUCGAGCGCGUGCGGAGAGGUGAGGAUGUACUGGGCGUUGGUGGAGGGAGCAAGCCCGUGGAGAGGGAACCGGAGCCCGAUGUGGACGAUGAGUUCGAGCGGCUCGAGGAGAAGGAGGUCGCUCCGGUGAUGAGGGAGAAGAAGGAAAAGAAGGGCCAGACUGCCCUGGCAGGAACGAAGCGGACGAGAAACGAGAUCCUGGCCGAGCUGAAGGCCCAACGGAAGGCUGCCGCCGACGCGAAAGCUGCCGCACAACCCACCCUGGGCUCGAAAUUCCGGAAAAUAGGCCACAACAACGAGACUUUUCCGAGGAUAGAACGCGACGAGAAGGGAAGGGAGGUGCUGCUGACCCUAGAUGAGGAUGGCAAUGUCAAGAGAAAGGUCCGGAAGGUCAAGGCGGAUACUGAGCCGGAGGAGAGCGCGUCUUCGGGCUUGCUCAUGCCGGACAAGGACGCGAAACCAUUGGGCAUGGAGGUCCCGGAAUACGCAAAGGCGCCGGUCGAGGAAGAAGAUGACGACAGCGACAUCUUCGAGGGUGUUGGAGAUGAUUACGACCCCCUGGCGGGCAUCGGUGACGGCGACUCGUCGGAUGAGGAUGAUUCGACGUCUGAAAAGGAAAAGGCCAAAUCGCCAUCUUCGACAUCUGAAAAGGCUAUGCCACCUCCACAGAAACCUUCAGAGCCUACAGCGAUUCCCAAAACGAACUACUUCAAAGAUACACCUUCUAAAGACACAUCCACCACCGCUCAGGCGCCAUCGAAUCCACUCACAGAUCCCACCAUCCUCGCUGCCAUCCGAAAAGCUCGUGACAUCAACCCCGAAAGGCUCAGGGGCGAAGACAACAACGACGGUACCUCAAAAAAGGAUCCGGAAGAAGAGGCGCGGCUCAAGAAGCGUGCUCAAAUGCUGUCCUUGCAAGACCGCGACAUGGAGGAUAUGGACAUGGGUUUCGGAUCCAGCCGCUUCGACGAUGCGGAGGACAUGGACGAGGAUACCAAAAUCAAGCUCAGCGAGUGGAAGGGUGCUGGUGGUGAUGAUGAUGAUAAUGAAGAAGGCGCGAGGGAAAGGGGUGGAAAGCAGAGGAAGCGGGGUCCAAAGAAGAGGAAGGGGGAUAAGGACAGUGCUGCGGAUGUGUUGAGAGUGAUGGAACAAAGGAAAGGCGGAAAGUGA